Molecule: messenger RNA, 3528 nt
Organism: Colius striatus (speckled mousebird)
Lineage: Eukaryota; Metazoa; Chordata; Aves; Coliiformes; Coliidae
Gene: KITLG
Product: KIT ligand
Exons: 10
Coding region: 276-1133 (285 amino acids)
Biological process (GO): cell adhesion; positive regulation of cell population proliferation
Cellular component (GO): plasma membrane
Molecular function (GO): stem cell factor receptor binding; cytokine activity
Source: RefSeq, a predicted model, not a curated record
CGCCGCCGCUGCUGGAGGCAGAUCGGAGCUAUAAAAGACCUGUCCGGGCGCCAGCCGCUGUUCAGUUAUUGCGGGCGCUCACGCCGUGGAAAGAGGCGCAGCGGGGCGCGCAGAGCGGCGGCGGGGGAAGCGGGGCAAGCAGAGGCAGCGCGGGGCUCGCCGUGGGCAACCCCAAUGCGUGGACUAUCCCCUGCUGCAUUAUGCUGGAGCUACAGUUCCGCUGAAGGGAGUUUGCACACGGCCGGCUGGGCUGGACUGCAGCGCUGCUGUUCCUUAUGAAGAAGGCACAAACUUGGAUUAUCACUUGCUUAUAUCUUCAACUACUGCUACUUAAUCCUCUUGUCAAAGCCCAGAGCUCCUGUGGGAAUCCAGUGACAGAUGAUGUGAAUGACAUUGCAAAAUUGAUCGGAAAUCUCCCAAAUGAUUAUAUGAUAACCCUUAAAUAUGUCCCGAAGAUGGAUAGUCUGCCUAAUCACUGUUGGUUACAUAUGAUGGUGCCUGAAUUUUCAAGAAGUCUACACAAUCUUCUCCAGAAAUUUUCAGAUAUUUCAGAUAUGUCUGAUGUUUUAAGCAACUAUUCAAUCAUCAAUAAUCUCACAAGGAUAAUUAAUGAUCUUAUGGCAUGCCUAGCUUUUGAUAAAAAUAAGGAUUUUGUAAAAGAAAAUGGUCACCUUUAUGAAGAAGGUAGCUUCAUUCCUGAGGACUUUUUUAGGCAUUUUAAUAGUACCAUUGAGGUCUACAAGGAGUUCGCAGACACGUUGGAUAAGAAUGACUGCAUUCUGCCUUCAACAGUAGAAACACCAGAGAAUGAUUCCAGAGUCGCUGUCACAAAAACAUUUUUGUUUCCUCCUGUUGCUGCCAGCUCCCUUAGGAAUGACAGCAUUGACAGUAACACUAGCAGCAACAAGGAGGCACUUGGCUUCAUUAGCAGCUCCAGCCUGCAGGGCAUCAGCAUAGCACUGACAUCAUUGCUGUCUCUUCUUAUUGGCUUUAUUCUGGGAGCUAUAUACUGGAAGAAAACACAUCCCAAAUCCAGACCAGAAAGUGAUGAAACUACACAGUGUCAUGACUGUCAAGGGGAAAAUGAGAUAAGUAUGUUGCAGCAAAAAGAAAAGGAGCAUCUACAAGUGUAGCUGUCGCAUUUUCUCCCUCAACACUGUUACUGUUUUGUGUACUGGUAGGUAACAGUUCCAUGUUCGCUUCAUAAAUGAAGCAGCUUUAAGCACAUUCGUAUUCCUUCUGGAGUGACAGACUGAGUCUGCAUCUGUUGUUGCUGCCCAUGACUCCAUAGACAUAAUAUAGAAACCAGGACAAUUUGCGUUUGUUACUGUGAAACCAACACUGAAUUGAACAGCGACAAGAAGAGUGUGCACUUAGCAGGACUGUAUCCUAUGUGACCAUCUACCUUGUGUUGUAUUUGGGGAUUUUUAAUUGGAUUAAUACUCGCAGCUGACCCUGACAAACAAAGUACAUGCCCCGAAGAAAAAGCAUCUUUCAAAUGUCCCCAACUAUGUAUAAUCAUUGAAAGUUAUAAAUACCUUUGCAUCCUUAAUUUAAGUUCUGUGUCCUCUACCUUAGCAUGGUGUCUUCAGACGGACUUCUCUGAAUUGUCAUAAAAUGCAGAAAUGGAUACAGACAACAUACUCUUCAAUAUUGUAUAUAAAACUUGAAAAUAAAAUCAUGCCAUGGACCGAUGUUCUGGCCUUUUACUUAUAAGGAGCUAUGUUUGUGCCUGGCCAAGCUUGUAUGUACAGCAAUGUGUGGUCUCUGUUGGGUGUCAGGUGGCUGGUUGCCCACCCAAGAAAACCUCAAGAAUUCAUCAGCUUUGGUGGUCUCUGUUCAGGAAAAGCAAAUACCAGAUGAAGACAAAGUAAACGGGAGGUGAAUGUACCUCAUGGAUUUUGAAAGCAUUACAAAUGACUUCUGGGUAUGUGAACACUGGUGAAAUUUCCAGUCAUGCCAAGGGAAGGGAAAGCAAAGAGUCUGAAUUGCGUUCAAACAUCAGAAUAAAGACAAACCCAAGGAACGCAUUUUAAAUGCUGAAGGUGUGUGCUGUUGAUACCUUGUCUUUAAGUGUAUACCAUGGAAAAUCUGAAAGAUCUCAAAAGUGUAUUUAGCUUUUACUUAUGCCAGCUGUAAUUAAUGUUUGCAUUGUGUUUUACGUGAUUACUAAGCUUUAAUAUCUUGGCAUUCUCCACUGUUAAAGUUAGUUCUAUCAAAACGUAAGGAAAAGGCUUUGUUUCCCACUUGUCUUUUGCAUCUGUUGCUGUUACAACAUCCAUGAAAUCUUUGCAGGACUGUUGUACAGACCUGCAUUUUUCCGUAAGUCCUAAAAAUACCAUAGUAAAAGUUACAAGUGUAGUUAUGCAUCUUUUCAUCUUGGUUCUUAUCAGAUAAUGGGUAUGAAUUAUUUAUCUAUAUCAGGGGUUUGUACUUCAGAAGGUAAAGGUGGCUCACCUCAGAUGACAAACUGUCAUCUAUUAUUAAACUGACCAGGUCAGCAAGAGUUUUAGUUUAAGUAAUUUAAAAAUGUAAAAAAAAAAAAAAAACCACCACCAUCCUUUUAGUAUUUUGCAUAAAGUUGAAGUUCUCUUUAAAGUAUAUAGUUACUUAAUUUUUUUAACGAUUCUUGUGGAAACUGUAAUCAUCUGAUGAAUUUUCUGAGAACUGUGCAUAAAAGAGUAUGACAGACAUAUAAUAUAUACGUGUGUGCAUGCAUGUGUGUGUGUAUUAUUGGUAAAACUGAUUCAUCUUUCAUACUUACCAAAAAGAAAAAAACACUUUACUGUGUUUGAUGACAGAGGUUAUGUGUGCACAUAGCCACUCUGUGGAAGUUUGACCCUACUGAGAUCAAUUAUGAAAAUUCUAGUGAAUUCACUGAUAUAAGGAUUUGCUCACGUGAAAUUAUUUUGUAUUUAUACUGAAGCCUUUUUGCACUUCUUGGUUGUCAGAAAAGGGUCCUGAAGUCCUGCUCAGCUGGUAUAAAUUAGUAUAGUUCCAUUAAAAUUAACAGAGCUUUGUGAUUUGCAUCAUUGAUGGAACUAUGUUAGACUAGAUCAAAAGAAGUUUAGUAUGAGAAUUAGGCCUUCAAUUUUAUUCAGAAGAUGCUGGAGCACUCACCACUUAACAAGAAAUAAUCGGGAUUGCUCAUCACUUCUAGAAAGCAACUGCAUUGCAAAUUUUAGCUCUGCAAAAUUCAAACAGAAGUACUCAUCUACAGCUCAGUCUCAUUAGACGUUGUGUAGUUCUUUACUCACAAGGCCCUCUGAAUUUGUGUUUCAAACUUGUUUAAGAGUUAUCCUGAAAGAAAUAUUGAUGUGAUCUAAUUGAUGGGAAAUUUGCACCUUAUUGGUAAUACAGAAAAUAACUGCAUAUUGAUUUUGACAGAGCAGAAAAGUAUCCACAGUAAAUGGAAGCAAUUAUCUUUAAACAUUUUACAGAAACCUUAAAUACUUCAUGUUGUUGUAUAAUAUGUUUUCAAACCAAGCAUAUGCUUUUGAAGUUUUAGAGUAUUUUUCUUAGAUUUGG